AUGGGCAACCAGGUGGAGAAGCUAACCCACCUAAGUUACAAGGAAGUUCCCACCGCCGAUCCGACCGGCAUGGACCGGGACGAUGGGCCCCGGAUCGGGGUCUCCUACAUCUUCUCCAAUGAUGACGAGGACGUGGAGCCCCAGCCGCCGCUGCCCCAGGUCCCGGAUGGCAGCUGCUUGCCCGAUGGUGAGGACGGCCAACCGCCGCAGCUGCCGCAACCGUACGAUCCUCGGCUGCACGAGGUGGAGUGCUCGGUGUUUUACCGCGACGAGUGCAUCUACCAGAAGAGCUUUGCACCCGGUUCGGCGGUGCUGAGCACCUACACGCCGGAGAACCUGCUCAACAAGUGCAAGCCAGGUGACCUGGUGGAGUUUGUGUCGCAGGCUCAGUACCCGCACUGGGCAGUCUACGUGGGCAACUUCCAGGUGGUGCACUUGCACAGGCUGGAGGUGAGCAACAGCUUCCUAACUGAUGCGAGUCAGGGCCGGCGUGGCCGCGUGGUCAACGAGCUGUAUCGCUACAAGCCGCUGAGCCCCAGUGCGGUGGUGCGCAACGCGCUGGCGCAUGUGGGCGCCAAGGAGCGCGAGCUGAGCUGGCGCAACUCUGAGAGCUUCGCCGCCUGGUGCCGCUACGGCAAGCGCGAGUUCAAGAUCGGAGGUGAGCUGCGGAUAGGCAAGCAGCCCUACAGGCUGCAGAUCCAGCUGUCAGCACAGCGCAGCCACACGCUGGAAUUCCAGAGCCUGGAGGACCUCAUCAUGGAGAAACGACGCAAUGACCAGAUUGGGCGCGUGGCCGUGCUGCAGGAGCUGGCCAUGCACCUGCACCCAGCGGAACCAGAAGAGGGCGACAGCGAUGCUGCGAGGACUACGCCAUCCCAGGGGCGCCCCCCAGCGCCGGCUUCUGAGGCUGUGGAGCACUGA
Messenger RNA from Chrysochloris asiatica (Cape golden mole), 921 nucleotides. RefSeq names its product family with sequence similarity 84, member B (gene LRATD2). The coding region runs from base 1 to 921 and encodes 306 amino acids. The transcript has a single exon. The record is from RefSeq and is a predicted model, not a curated record. NCBI's taxonomy places the organism in Eukaryota, Metazoa, Chordata, Mammalia, Afrosoricida, Chrysochloridae.